Phymastichus coffea is the source of this 6167-nucleotide messenger RNA. RefSeq names its product ecdysone-inducible protein E75-like (gene E75). The record is from RefSeq and is a predicted model, not a curated record. The coding region runs from base 331 to 3084 and encodes 917 amino acids. The transcript is spliced from 5 exons. Gene Ontology annotation, molecular function: zinc ion binding; RNA polymerase II cis-regulatory region sequence-specific DNA binding; nuclear receptor activity. Gene Ontology annotation, biological process: cell differentiation; hormone-mediated signaling pathway; positive regulation of transcription by RNA polymerase II. NCBI's taxonomy places the organism in Eukaryota, Metazoa, Arthropoda, Insecta, Hymenoptera, Eulophidae.
CCUCGAGCGCGGACUCACUUUCACUCACUCGCGCCAAGCAAGCGCGCUCGCGCCACGUUCUUCCGAACGCAGUCCGUUCAUAUAUAUCGUCCGAGGCGCACACCCUCGGCAGCUCACUUGCCGCCCGUCCGCCGCUGCGCCAACAACGUGACCGCGCGCGCGCGCACAGUAGCAGUCGUCAUGUUGUCGUCAGUGAAGUGCAGUGAUACCUAGUUCGCACGUGCAGUUCGGUUCUCUCUUUCUCUGCGACAAAUUGCCCGGUUGUUAUUCCCGUGAGUUGCCAGUGGAUCUCUCGAGCGCUCUUGCGCGUCGACAAGAGCGAGUUUUACGAUGAUGAUCCUGCCGCCCGACAGCAGCGCGCAGCCGGCGGCCACCAGCUUCGCGCAGAUAUUCGCCCAGCAUCAGCAGCAACAGCACCACCAUCAGCACCAGCAGCAGCACGUGCUCGCCGCGCACACAGCGCCGUCGCCGCCCGCGGCUAUGUUGCCGACCAUGGACUCGACGGUGUCGUCCGCGCAGAGAGCCGAGCCAGAGCUCAACAUAGAAUUCGAUGGGACCACAGUGCUGUGCCGCGUGUGCGGCGACAAGGCCUCGGGUUUUCACUACGGCGUUCAUUCCUGCGAGGGAUGCAAGGGCUUCUUCAGGCGCAGCAUCCAGCAGAAGAUACAGUAUCGGCCCUGCACCAAGAACCAACAGUGCAGCAUACUCAGAGUCAACAGGAAUCGUUGCCAGUACUGCCGGCUCAAGAAGUGCAUCGCCGUUGGCAUGAGCCGCGAUGCUGUGCGAUUCGGGCGAGUGCCCAAGCGCGAGAAGGCACGCAUCUUGGCGGCGAUGCAGCAAAGCUCGCAUAGCCGCUCGCAGGAAAAGGCCGUGGCGGCGGAACUCGAGGACGAGCAGCGCCUCUUGGCUACGGUCGUGCGCGCCCACCUCAACACCUGCGAGUUCACCCGCGACAAGGUCGCGCCGGUGCUCGCGAGGGCGCGCGAGUCGCCCAAUUACACCGCGUGCCCGCCGACUCUGGCGUGCCCGUUGAAUCCUAACCUGCAGCCGUUGAACGGCCAGCAAGAGCUCCUCGAGGACUUCUCCACGAGGUUCUCGCCGUACAUCCGCGGAGUGGUCGAGUUCGCCAAGCGCAUUCCGGGCUUCGGCCUUUUGGCUCAGGACGACCAGGUCACGCUCCUGAAGGCCGGUGUGUUCGAGGUGUUGCUCGUCAGGCUGGCCUGCAUUUUCGACGGACAGACCAACAGCAUGAUCUGCUUGAACGGCCAGCUGCUCAAGCGCGAGUCCAUCCACAACAGCAGCAACGCGCGCUUCCUCAUGGACUCCAUGUUCGACUUUGCCGAACGCGUCAACUCGCUCAGGUUAUCGGACGCCGAGCUCGGCUUGUUCUGCUCGAUAGUGCUCAUCGCGCCCGACAGACCCGGACUGAGGAACACCGAAUUGGUCGAGAGAAUGCACAACAAGCUCCGAAGUGCACUGCAGUCCGUCCUCGCGCAGAAUCACCCGCAGCAGCCAGACAUCCUCAGAGAACUGCUCAAGAAGAUUCCCGAUCUCAGAACACUCAACAGUCUGCACUCGGAGAAACAGCUGGCAUUCAAGAUGACCGAGCAGCAGCAGCAGCUGCAAGCUCAGCAGGCCCAGGCGGCCCAACAGGCCCAGCAGCAUCAGCAGCAGCAGCAGCAGCAACAGCAGCAGCAGCAGCAGCAGCAGCAGCAGCAGUGGCCAAUGGAAGAGGAACCCGUUGCAUCUUGGGGAUCGGCCUCGGACGUGGCCAUGGACGAGGCAGUCAAGAGUCCACUCGGCAGUGUCUCGAGCACCGAGAGCACGUGCAGCGGCGAAGUGGCCUCGCUCACCGAGUACCACCACCACGUCUCGCCAGCGGUCGGGCAUCACGCGUCGAGUGCGCCGCUGCUGGCGGCCACGCUGGCCGGCGGACUGUGCCCCCACAGAAGACGAGCCAACUCGGGCAGCACGAGUUCGGGCGACGACGAGCUCCACCGGGCGAGCCUGGCAAAGACGCCGCAGCCGGCGCCAGGUCAGUGUCCGCGCUUCCGCAAGCUCGACUCGCCGAGCGACAGCGGCAUCGAGAGCGGCACGGAGAAGGCCGACAAGCCGGCGAGCAGCAGCACGAGCAGCGCCCCCACGUCCGUCUGCUCGAGUCCGAGGUCCGCCGAGGACAAGGAGGUCGAAGACAUGCCCGUACUCAAGCGCGUCUUGCAAGCCCCGCCCCUCUACGACACCAACUCGCUCAUGGACGAGGCCUACAAGCCCCACAAAAAGUUCCGCGCCCUGCGGCAGAAGGACAGCGCCGAGGCCGAGCCCGCCGUCAGCGUCAGUCCCCACACUCAGUCCCAGCUGCACCUACACCUGACCUCGCCGCCGGCGAGAAGUCCCUCGGCGCCGCAGCCCCAGCAGCAGUCGACGCUGCAGUCGGCGCUACAGAGCCAGUGUUCGCAGAAGGCCAGUCUGCUCAGCAGCACGCACUCGACUCUGGCCAAGAGCCUGAUGGAGACGCCGCGGAUGACGGCCGAACAGCUAAAGCGCACCGACAUCAUUCACAACUACAUCAGCCGCGGCGAGGUCAGUCUGUCGCCCAGCCGGUCCUCGCCGUCCUCCCAGGCGUGCUCGCCCUCCCCGGCGGAGCAGUGCGCCUCGACGACGACGACGACGGCGAUGACGAGCGCCCGGUCGUCGCCCCUCCUGCACCACCCGGGCUCGCCGCAACUGAUGCACUGCGCGGCCCAGUCCAGCUUCAGCGGCGCGCAGCGCUGGCCGGCGGGCACCUCGGUCAUCACGACCACGACGAAACAGGACUAUCUGGCGGCGGCGGCGCCGCUCGGCUCGCCGGCGUCCUCGCCCAGGUACCUGUCGGCGGCGGCGACGAGCAGCACGAGCACGAGUCCACGGCCCGCCUCGAACCACAGUGCCGCCAGUCUGGUGCUGCAACCCGGCAACGUGGUCGAGCUGCAGGUCGACAUCGCCGACAGCCAGCAGCCGCUGAACCUCUCCAAAAAGUCGCCGUCCCCGUCGCCCAGGCCCCUCCUGCCCCAGGGCAGCUGCAAAGCCCUGUCGCUCGAGGCGUAGUGGGUCGCUCCAGAGACGACGGACGCAAAUCGCACGCCGCAACCGGCCGCCGGCGCGCCUCGAGAGCCGCUGGGCGAGCGCCCCUGCGGUAGACGCCUACUCACCUCGAAAACCACCCACCCAUCGCUGACCUGGGCCAGGACCAGGGUGACAAGUGCCAGGACGCUACGAGCGCGUUGAUACAAACCAAAUAAUUUAUUAUUUAAAAGACGAUAACGAGAAAAGAAACACGCGAGCAGCGGCGACAGCGGCGCAAGAGGAUGGAUAUCCGUCUACGGGCGCAUCGGCAGACAAGUGUGCUCGCUGUCGAUGUCGUGAGUCGCGAUCGGCGAAAUAGAUUCCGCUGGAAAACCGACGUGAAAAAUAAUGAAAGGAUCUCGAGAAGCUAAUGUGCUAAUAAUUACGUAUUACAAAAUCAGACGCUCGCGAUUGAUCAACUGUGCGGAUCAGAUGGGCGUGCGCGACAUGAUCGUCGAAGGGAUCUAAUGCAAGUGCCGCGUCUUUAGAAUCCUAGCAUGAAUAUUUGUUCUCUCUCUGUCUAUCUCUCACCUGCGCAUCCAUCCACCCACCGGCAAGUCUGUCAGGAGAAGAUUGAAGAUUGGAGCAAGAAGACGAAAACUAGCAACAAGUUGCAGCAGCAGCAGCAGCAGCAGCAGCAGCAGCAGCAGCAGCAGCAGCAGCAGCAGCAGCAGCAGCAGCAGCAGUAGCGGCCACCUCCAAGUAAGCAAAAGAAAUAAUAACGCAAGAAGGACGUUUACGAAUUACAAACAAACAAAAAAUUGAGCGUUACAGCUAUAAAAAAGAUUAAUAAUCUAUUACAUGUGAUAAUCAUGGAAAUCGCGCAUCCUGUACAGUCUCCACCUCAUUCAUCGAUCAUCUACUCUACUAUAAUUAUUGAAUUUUAUGCAAGUAAUUAAUAUUAUUGUAUCUCCUAAGGCAUAGUGUAUAAUCGUAUACAAAAAUGAUUAUCAUCUUGCAUGUGAAAAAAAGUGUGAAUGCGUGUUAGACGAAUGCAUUAAGAAUGAGUGCGGACGCCUGUAUAUAUUGGUAUGUACGAAGAACAUAUAUAUAUAUAUAUACAUCUAUAUGUGUGUAUAUGUAUAUAUAUAGUAAUAUCGGAGUAAGAGUCCGAGGCUAUAUUGACGAGUGUGGCGAUAUAUACUGAACCCAAAGGGUUCCUGUGUGCGGUCAUAUGCAAGAACGCGCGAGUGCGAGUGUGUCGGGGCAAUCGGACAAACAAAGUCUUUUGUCGAACGUUAAUUAAUUAAUAAUAAACAAAUAAUAUAAAUAUAUAUUAUAAAAACAUUUGCGAUAUAAAGUUUUGUCAAAUGAGACUGAACGGCCCACCGCGGCGGCCCCUUUCUCCCGUAAAGCUCUAAAACUCUCCUCCACCCCACUCACACCUCACUAAUCUCUCCUACAAUCUCACUGACUUCGUCUCAAAAAUUCACCUGCCCACCACCGUAUCUCCCCCGUAGCUGGAAGACACUCCAGAACAACCGAAUUCGUGAAAGCAAAUCAACAAGGUUUAGCACACCAUUCGACUCUCAAUCUAUAUAUCAUUGUUACAGCAACAAAAGUAUAUAACAAACAAAACUAAAUCACUAGUGAUAAUGGUAUAAACAGAACAUACAAAAUGAAGUGUCUACAAAAGUAAAGAAAUAGCUCAUUAGAGGAAAAAUAAUAAAUUUUUUCGUAGAAGUAAAUGUUAAAUACAGAGUAAUUAUGUGUCGUGCGUAUGCAUGCAUGUGCGAGAGGCGAGAAAGGCGAGAAAAAAAAAGACGCGUAAGGAGUUUACUUGUAAAUAGUAGUCUCGAUAAGACUAGCUCUUAAAAAAACGAACUUAUAGACGCGUGGCGACGACGGCAAACUACGUCCUAUUAUCGAGCUCCUGUCAAACCUUACUCCAACACACCUCUUAUCUCAUGUAUCCUUUGCUAUAUCUACUCAUUUACAGAGAAUAGGAAAGAGAGAUCAAUAAUCAGCUUGUAUUCGAAAGAUAUUUGUCUUUUUAUUUGUUGAAAUAAAAACAACCUGUAUUGUAUAAACUGCUCUCCUUUCUUUAUGCAUUUUACCCCCUCACGAUGUCUAAAGUGAAAAAAGUGUUUAAAAAACAUGCACACGCACACGCUAUUCACGCAAAAUGAGAAAAAACAUUCUAAUAGGAAUAUUCUUUCCUAGAUUAACUUACUCCUUUUAACGCUCCCCGAAGAAUCGAAACUUGUACCCUCCGAAAGAAAAAAAAACGCUAAUGUACUAUUUGCUCCUCGAUGUAUUUACUGUAUACUUGGAGUCAUUCCUGUGUAUUAUCCCUCGAAUUUAAAGGUUUAAAGAUAAAAAGAAGACGAUGAUUGUAUAUGAGCGAGCGUGAAAAAAUAAAGACAUUGUAACGGAGUAUGUGAAAAGCAUAGGCUUGCGCAUCCCCUGCUACUUUAUUAUCAAAAUAUAUCUGUGUUUAUUUCUUGCAAAUUCCGCAAUUGUCAAAGAGAUUCUAUACCCCUCGUUCCUUAUUUCCCACGAUCCUGUCUACGAUAAUAACUAUCGUUAAAUUUUUUCCUCGUUCCCUGAACAGUAUAUUCCCUCCCCAAGCCUGUGCAGGAAACUAGCGUUGAUAAAUCGUCGUAUACUGUUAUGCAUAAACUACACAUAAUAAUUAUUAUAGUAAACGAUACAUAAAGUAUGAUAUAUUUCUCUAUCCAUUAAGGAGGAAGACUACAAAAUACAGAUGAAAGAAAAUUGUAUGCGCGCGAGCGUAAACCUUGUACACACCCACAUACACAAAACACUUUGGAGUACACAUGUAAACUGGAAAAAAAACUGCUCGAAAUACCGGCACGAAAAAAGAUGUGUACGCGUACAUUGUAAAACAAUUCUGAAGACACGUACAAUUGUUGUUUUCUUGGCGAAGAACGAGUGGCAAAAAAACAAAAGAAACUGAAAAAAAAUACCGAGGUACUCCGCGCAAUUAUACAUAACAGCCCCGCAUAUUGCCCAGUGAGCACGUCAUUUUGUACGCUUGGGAGUUGUGAGGUCGUCUGAAUAAACAUUUGUCUGGUGAAUUAUAAAACUAUAUCUUUUAUUUA